AUGUCCCGAUCAAUAAACACACGUCUCCCAGUGGGAAACAAAGACUUCACUAAUGCGACUGUUGUAAUUAUCGGAGCCGGCAUUUCAGGGAUAUGCAUGGCGCUGGAUUUAAUCAAACGGAAUAAAUGCCAAAACUUUGUUAUUCUGGAGCGAAGUAGCAGUGUUGGCGGAACUUGGAACGACAACAAGUAUCCUGGUUGCUGCUGUGAUGUCUGGAGCUCGCUGUAUAGCUAUUCAUUUGAGCAAAACCCUAACUGGUCCAGGGAGUACCCUGGACAGGAGGAAAUCCAUGACUAUUUAGUCGGUGUCGCAGAGAAGCAUGGACUUUACAAGCACAUUCGAUUCAAUUCAACCGUGGAAGAGGCUCGGUGGGAUGGUGCAGAAGCCAAAUGGAAGACUAGCGUCUCCCUCUCAGGACAGAAAGACAGCGAAUUCUCGUCUUCAUAUGUUAUCAAGUCAGACUUUCUUGUCUCUGCUGUCGGCCAACUCAAUUUGCCCCGAUAUCCCGAUAUCCCAGGGCUCGAGGAUUACCAAGGGAAGAUUAUGCAUUCCGCUCGAUGGGAUUGGAGCUACGACUUGGCAGGAAAGCGAAUUGCGAUAAUCGGAAACGGAGCCACGGCUGCUCAAAUCGCACCCGAAGUUGCUCAGCUCGCGUCUCAUCUGACCAUCUACCAGCGAACACCAAACUGGAUCAUUCCCCGAAAUGACCGACCAGUCUCCGCUUUUCAGAAGGCACUGUUCAGAUGGAUUCCACCCCUGCACAAGCGAAAGCGUGCUCUCCAAAUGGACUUCCGUGAAAGCUUCUAUGAAGCUUUCACAGAUAAAGAUUCAGGCUUUGCUCAUGCAAUUCGGGAAAUGUGCACCGGUGCGAUGAAAGCCCAUUUGCCUAACAAUCCAGAGCUAUGGGAUACACUGACGCCCAAAUAUGCGCCGGGAUGCAAGCGAGUUAUCAUCACAGAUGAUUACUAUCCUACUCUUGCUCGUGACAAUGUUAGUCUGGAGACACGGAGUAUCACAAGCAUCACGGAUUCCGGCAUCGAGGUUGAUGGAGAAGAUGAGCAGGAAUACGAUCUCAUUGUUCUUGCCACUGGCUUUAGAACAGUGGAGUUCAUGCACCCUAUCAAGAUUUAUGGCUCGAAUGGCCGGUCGCUGGAGGAUAUUUGGAGUGGUGGCGCUAGGGCAUUCAAUGGUGUCACGGUAGAAGAUCUACCGAACUUUGGCAUGUUCUAUGGUCCCAACACCAAUCUGGGGCACAAUUCCAUUGUUUUGAUGAUUGAAGCUCAAUCAAGAUAUCUGAAUGCACUGGUUGGAGAGGUGAUCAAAGCCCGCCAGCAGGGCAAGACCUUGGCAUUCAAGCCCAAGCCAGAUGUCUUGCAAAGCUUUAACGAUAAGAUCCAGGCUGUGUUGCGAAACACCAGCUUUGCUGACCCAAAUUGCAACAGUUGGUACAAAAGAGACGACGGUGUCAUUACCAACAACUGGUCUGGGACUGUCAUUGAUUAUCAGAUGGAACUUUCGAAGGUGAACUGGCAGGAUUAUGUUGCUGAGGGUACUGAUAAGACCCGGCUUGUGGGCAAAUCAGCUACAAAACUUGGUCGCGUUCGCGAAGAAUCUUUACUGAGUGAUAGGUCUCUUCUUGUGGGAGCUAUUGGCGCCUUGUCGGUAGCAGGUUAUUUCGUAGCUCGUGCCAAGCUGUUCAAGGCCUAUUAA
Messenger RNA from Penicillium soppii, 1710 nucleotides. RefSeq names its product flavin-containing monooxygenase. Lineage: Eukaryota; Fungi; Ascomycota; Eurotiomycetes; Eurotiales; Aspergillaceae. The transcript has 5 exons. The coding region runs from base 1 to 1710 and encodes 569 amino acids. The record is from RefSeq and is a predicted model, not a curated record. Gene Ontology annotation, molecular function: NADP binding; N,N-dimethylaniline monooxygenase activity; flavin adenine dinucleotide binding.